GCACGUUGUAAUUGUAUAUCGUUAUUUUGGUGUUCAGAAUUUAACUUUUAAAGUUUAGUAGCAAACAUGUUCGCGGUAGAUUUUAAAGACGAAGAGCAGGUGAAAGAAUAUAUGGAGAAUCUACACACUGAGUAUAUGUUUUCCUGUCAUCAUGAAAAAAACAGUGACGGAUGUGUGCUGCUUGGUGAUUUUUAUACAAAUAUCAGAAAAGAAUAUGAAAAAGGCGUAGAGGUCUAUAAGACAGCAUGUAAUGAGCAGGAUAACCCAGAAGCCUGCUAUAAAUUAGGAAAAGCAUGCUUGGCAGGAAAAGGUACUGAAGUUGACAAAGAUGAAGCUUACAGGUGUUUCAAGAAAGGUUGCGAUGCUGGACAUAGUGGCGCUUGCCACAACAUGGGACUUUUGUACAGUGCUGGGAAGAAAAAUGGAGGGAAGGAACCUGAACUUGAAAAAGCUAUUGAAUGUUUCAAAUCAGCAUGUAAUAAGGACUAUGUCCAAAGCUGUUUUAUGUUGAGUGGAUUAUAUCUAAGAGGAUCAAAAACUGUACCCAAAGAUAUGAAGAAGGCUUUGGAUUAUUCUGUUAAGUCUUGUGAUCUUGGUCUACUGUUCGGCUGUGUUAAUGCUACUCGUAUGUAUACAGUUGGUGAUGGUGUUCCGAAAAAUCCAGAACUUGCAGCAAAAUACAAGGAAAUUGCUAAAGAGAUGCAUAAACAAAUCAAAGAGCAGCAGAAGGCGAUGGAAUUUAGUGAGUCCAAUAGUAUUCUUAUAGGAAUAUUAAAGGAGUCCAAUGGUAUUCUUAUAGGAACGCUAAAGGAAUCCAAUGGUAUUCUUAAAGGAACACUAAAAGAAUCCAAUGGUAUUCUUAUAGGAAUACUAAAGGAAUCCAAUAGUAAUCUUAUAAGAAUGGUAAAGGAGUCCAAUAGUAAUCUUAUAGGAAUACUAAAGAAUCCAAUGAUACUAAAGGAAUCCAAUGGUAUUCCUAUAGGAAUACUAAAGGAAUCCAAUGGUAUUCCUAUAGGAAUACUAAAGGAGUCCAAUGGUAUUCUUAUAGGAAUACUAAAAGAGUCAAUAGAGUCCAAUGGUAUUCUGAUAGGAAUACUGAAUGAAUCCAAUGGUAUUCCAAAAGGAAUACUAAAGGAAUCCAAUGGUAUUCUUAUAGGAAUACUGAAUGAAUCCAAUGGUAAUCUUAUAGGAAUACUGAAUGAGUCCAAUGGUAUUCUUAUAGGAAUACUAAAGGAAUCCAAUGGAAUACUAAAGGAAUCCAAUGGUAUUCUUAUAGGAAUACUAAAGGAAUCCAAUGGUAUUCUUAUAGGAAUACUGAAUGAGUCCAAUGGUAAUCUUAGAGGAAUGGUAAAGGAGUCCAAUAGUAAUCUUACAGGAAAAAUAAAGGAAAGAGAGGGUCCUGUGGAAUAUUUCUUGACAUGUACUAACCAGUUAUCGGGUAGCUCCUACUUGGAAACUUUAGAUCGCAUUCUCACAUUAUCUAAUACGCAGUUUACAACAAGCCAGCAGGACACGAUCGAGUUCAUGAUGACAACUAUUCUGCCAGUUUCUAUCGUUUUGUUACUUUUAGCUAGAUCUGAUGCAUUUUCUUGGGGGACAUGUGGAGGUGACGUUGUACAAAUCAACACACUGUCAAUAUCCCCAUCACCAAUCACGAUCCCCGGAGAUUUGUAUCUAACGUAUGACGUAGACAUUACCAGCGUGAUUCGCGAACCAAUAACAGCCAAAAUGACAAUGACUAAAGUGAUAAAAAUAUUACCAGAUAUUGAUAUUCCAUGUGUGGAUGUUGGUAACUACAGUUUGGGGUCAUGUACAUACGAAGACGUAUGUUCGAUGGUUCCCUGUUCCGAUCACGUGUCUAAGUUCGAUAUUCAAUGCAUGUGUCCUCCACCAGUGGGAAACUACGCUGCAUAUGAUAUACACGUGGCUAUUCCACCUGUUGGUGACAUUCCCGGUGUAGUUGAGGGAGAUUAUGAGUUUUUACUAGAAAUCUUCCAUGGUGAUGGCGAAUUAGCAGGAUGCCUUGAAAUGGAAUUAGGUCUAGAAUUCAACUAAACCUAUUUCUUCUUUCAUUUUAUGGUUUAUCUUCCAUUCAUUUUCGAAUAUUUUAAAGUUAUGUAUACUUUCCAAUUCGUAUUGGGCAAUAUGUUAAAAAAAAUAUUUUGUUUGGUUUUUAGCUCGGUGAGAAACUAUGAAGUAUAUAUUUGACAUUUUAUCGAGAAAUUCCAUAUGUAUAAGGUUAUAUUGUUUCUCAUUAAAACUAUUUCCCAAAA
This is a messenger RNA of Saccoglossus kowalevskii, 2273 nucleotides long. RefSeq names its product cytochrome c oxidase assembly factor 7B-like. Gene Ontology annotation, cellular component: mitochondrial intermembrane space. The record is from RefSeq and is a predicted model, not a curated record. Lineage: Eukaryota; Metazoa; Hemichordata; Enteropneusta; Harrimaniidae. Gene Ontology annotation, molecular function: protein binding.